AUGUUCCAAUAUUUCUAUUAUAUAUGAGAAGAACCAAUAAGAAUACAUAUUGGUGAUUGAGUUAAUAUCGGUGAUAUAAAUAUAUCAUAUGGUAUUAUAUUAGAUUCUUUAUCUAUGACAGUUAUGGUACCAGUAGGUAUAGUAACAAUGUGUGUAUUAUUAUAUGCUAUAGAAUAUAUGAGUCAUGAUCCUAAACGUAAUACAUUCUUAAUUAUAUUAAGUGUAUUUGCUAUAUUUAUGACAAUAUUAGUAGUUAGUGAUAAUUAUAUCAUGAUGUUUAUUGGUUGAGAAUUUGUAGGAGUUAUAUCAUAUUUAUUAAUAUCAUUUUGAUCUACAAGAAUAGCAGCUAUGAAAGCAGCAUUAUCAGCUAUAUUAUUAAACCGUAUGGGUGAUACUUUCUUUAUGUUAGUAUUAUGUAUCUUAUUAAAAGAUUUCCAUGCUGUAGAUUUUGAUACAUUAGAAAUGUUAGCUCCAUCUAUGGAACCAUUAUUAAUAUUUAGUAUAUGUUUAUUCUUAUUAUUAGCAGCUACUGCUAAAAGUGCACAAUUAGGUUUACAUGCAUGAUUAUUACAUGCUAUGGAGGGUCCUACUCCAGUUAGUGCAUUAUUACAUGCAGCAACUAUGGUUUGUGCAGGAGUAUAUGUUCUAGUAAGAUCAUACUUCUUAAUACAAUAUUCAUCAACUAUAUUAUUUAUAAUUUGUUGAUUAGGUGGUAUAACUACAUUAGUUAGUGGAUUAAUAGCUAUAGUAACUAAUGAUAUUAAAAGAGUUAUUGCUUUAUCAACAAUGUCUCAAUUAAGUAUUAUGGUAUUAGCUAUAGGUAUAAGUUCAUAUGAUUUAGCUAUAUAUCAUUUAUAUUGUCAUGCUUUCUUUAAAGCUUUAUUAUUUAUGGGUGCAGGAUCAGUUAUACAUAGUUAUAUAUCUGAAACACAAGAUAUGCGUAAAUAUGGUGGUUUAAUUAAUUAUUUACCAUUUAGUUAUACUGCUAUAUUAAUAGCCUCAUUAUCUUUAAUGGCUAUACCUGGAUUAACAGGUUACUAUUCAAAAGAUAUUAUCAUUGAGUCAUUAUAUGGUACUUAUACAUUUAGUGGUUAUGUUUUAUAUUAUAUUGCUGUAGGUUCAGCAACUUUAACUAGUUUAUAUUCUAUAAGAUUAUUAUAUUUAACUUUUUAUAAUAACCCUAAUAGUAAUAAAGCAUCAUAUCAAUAUAUACAUGAAAAUAUAUAUAUGUUAAUACCUAUGAUUAUAUUAAUAAUAUAUAGUAUAUUUAUAGGAUUUAAUAGAGAUAAUGUUAUAGCUCAUUAUGGAAUGCAAAUACCAGCGAAUAAUAACUUUAUAGAGACUGAAUUUACAUUACCUUGAUAUAUUAAAUUAUUACCAUUAAUAUUAGGAUUAUCUUUAUCAUUAUUAUUAGUUUAUAUAUAUGAAUAUGCUUAUAAAGUAAGACCAUCAGUAAUACAUAAUUAUUUCAAUAAUAAAAUAUACUUUGAUCAACUAUUAAAUAAUAUAGUUAUUCGUAAAACAUUAGUGUUUGGAGGAUAUCUAAAUAGUAAGAUUGAAAAUGGAUUAUUAUUAAAAAUAUUUGGAUCUGUUGGUAUUAGUAAAGCAUUAAGAUAUGUAAAUUAUAUAUUUAUCCUAAACUUAUUAUAUCUAUUCUUCUUUUCUUAA
This is a messenger RNA of Lodderomyces pseudojiufengensis, 1668 nucleotides long. Lineage: Eukaryota; Fungi; Ascomycota; Pichiomycetes; Serinales; Debaryomycetaceae. The record is from the annotation of a RefSeq genome assembly.